This is a messenger RNA of Pogoniulus pusillus (Red-fronted tinkerbird), 1119 nucleotides long. It is a transcript of the gene HSD3B7, whose product is annotated as hydroxy-delta-5-steroid dehydrogenase, 3 beta- and steroid delta-isomerase 7. The record is from RefSeq and is a predicted model, not a curated record. Bases 1 to 1119 code for a protein of 372 amino acids. Gene Ontology annotation, molecular function: 3-beta-hydroxy-Delta5-steroid dehydrogenase (NAD+) activity. Lineage: Eukaryota; Metazoa; Chordata; Aves; Piciformes; Lybiidae. The transcript has 6 exons. Gene Ontology annotation, biological process: steroid biosynthetic process.
AUGGAUGGAGCCUGGGUGUACCUGGUGACAGGAGGCUGUGGGUUUAUUGGGGAAAGGAUUGUGGAGCUGCUGGCACAGCAGGACUACAUUCAAGAAGUCAGAGUUUUGGAUUCAGUAGUGAGAGAAGAAGUGGAAAAGUACAGCACAGCAACCACUCGAGUGACAGUGAUGAAGGGAGACAUUCGAGACUCCAGCCUGCUGCUGGCUGCCAUGCAGGGGGUCCACGUGGUCAUCCACACAGCUGCUGUGGUGGACUACAGGAGCACCUUGCCCUUCUGCCAGAUGAGAGCUGUCAACGUGGAGGGUACUGAAAACGUGCUAAGGGCCUGCUGUGCCCUGAGCAUCCCCUAUGUUGUCUACACGAGCUCCAUUGCUGCAGUGGGCCCCAACACAUCACAGGAGCCCAUGUUCAGGGGAAAUGAGGACACCAAAUACAGCGGGGAGGUGGAGCUGCCCUACGGGAAGACGAAGGCCAUGGCAGAGAGACUUGUGCUGGAAGCCAACGGUAGCAAGCUCCCCAACGGGGGUAAGCUCAGCAUCUGCAUCAUCCGUGCCAACACAGUGUAUGGGGAGAAGGCAACCUUCCUGCAGGAGCUCUACUCACAUGUCAAAGCCAACCAGGGAGUCCUCAACUACCUGCAGCCUGAGCACAGUGAGCGCAACUACACCUACGUGGGGAACGUUGCAUGGAUGCAUGUUCUUGCAGCAAGGAACCUGCAGCUGAAGCCAGACUUGCUGGCAGGACAAGUGUACUACUGCUACGAUGACACUCCCACAAGGAAGGGCUCUCUGAUCCAACACCAGCUCUUGUCCUCCGCAGACCCCUCGGUGAGACUCGGCUCACACAUCCCUUACUGGAAGAUGUGGCUGAUGAUACAAGUGCAGAGGGUGAUGAGGCUCAUCCUCUAUCCUUUCUGGAAGCCACAGCCUCGUCUGAACCUGCCUCUGCUCCACACCAUAGUCACCACCUUCUCCUACGAGACAGACAAAGCCUCCAGGCACUUUGGGUACAAAGCCCUCUUCACCUGGCAAGAGAGCAAGCACAGAACUGUGCAGUGGCUGAAAGCAGCUGCAGGGGACCGGGAAGCCACUCAGCCCCCGGGCAGAAAGGAGAACUAA